AGCUUCAGGAAGAGAUUGCAAAGAGAGGAGUCCAAGCUGUGGCCCAUGCUGGAUGUCGGGUGGUUGCUGCCCCUCGCUUCCUGCCCUCAGAUGUCUCAGCCUAGGGCUAAUGGCCUCCUCCUGCUGUUCCCUCUUGCAGGCCAACGUGGUGUGCGUGGUGUACGAUGUCACCAAAGAAGCCACAAUUGAGAAGAUUCGGACAAAGUGGAUUCCUCUGGUGAAUGGGGGAGUUGAAAAGGGCUCCAGGAUCCCAAUCAUCCUAGUGGGGAACAAGUCUGACCUGCAGCCUGGGAGCUCCAUGGAGAUCAUUCUGCCCAUCAUGAACCAGUUUUCAGAGAUCGAGACCUGUGUGGAGUGUUCUGCCAGGAACUUGAAGAACAUCUCUGAGCUGUUCUACUAUGCCCAGAAAGCUGUGCUGCACCCAACCGCCCCCUUGUAUGAUCCAGAGGAGAAACAGCUGAGACUGGUGUGUGCACGAGCACUCACACGAAUAUUCAACAUCUCAGACCAGGAUAAUAACCAGAUCCUUAGUGACGAUGAGCUCAACUGCUUUCAGAAGUCCUGCUUUGGGAACCCCCUGGCUCCCCAGGCCUUGGAAGACGUGAAGAUGGUUGUGUGGAAGAACACUACAGAUGGGGUACAGGACAACGGCCUGACAUUAAAUGGCUUCCUCUUCCUGAACACGCUCUUCAUCCAGAGGGGACGGCACGAGACCACGUGGACCAUCCUGCGACGUUUUGGCUAUGAUGAUGAGCUGGAGCUGAUGGAUGACUAUCUCUACCCACAGUUCCGGGUGCCCCAUGACUGUUCCACUGAGCUGAAUCACUUUGGCUACCAGUUCCUGCAGCGGAUGUUUGAGAAGCACGACAAGGACCGGGAUGGAGCACUCUCACCUGCAGAACUGCAGAGCUUCUUCAGUGUCUUCCCCUAUGUGCCCUGGGGGCAUGAACUCUACAACACGGUAUGCACCACUGAUAAAGGCCUGCUUUCCCUGCAUGGAUUCCUCUGCCAGUGGACGCUGGUGGCCUAUCUGGAUGUCCAUCACUGUCUGGAGUACCUGGGUUACCUGGGCUAUCCCAUCCUCUCUGACCAGGACUCUCAGACACACGCCAUCACAGUUACCCGGGAGAAGAGAAUUGACCUGGAGAAGGGCCAGACCCAGAGGAACGUCUUCCUCUGUAAGGUGAUUGGCCCCAGAGGCACAGGCAAGUCUGCAUUUCUACAGGCCUUCCUGGGGAGAAACCUGCCCACACAGAUGGAGUCCCCGGGAGACCUGUCCUUCCAUGCCAUCAACACAGUACAAGUCAACAGCCAGGAGAAGUAUUUAAUUUUAUAUGAGAUUGACGUGGACACAGAGUUCAUGAAAGCAUCCGAUGCAGCCUGUGAUGUUGCCUGCUUAAUGUACAAUGUGAAUGACCCCAAAUCUUUCAACUACUGUGCCAGCAUUUAUAAGCAGCACUACAUGGAUGGACAGAUUCCCUGCGUCUUUGUAGCCUCUAAAUCAGACCUUCCAGAAGUGACUCAGCAGGAUGGACUCUCACCGGCUGAGUUUUGCUACAAGCACCGCCUCCCGCCACCAUUCUACUUCACCUGCUGCAGCCAAGGCCCACCCAGCACCGCUGUCUACAGCAAACUGGCCAUGGCUGCCACCUUCCCGCACCUGAAUGACAGUGAGCUGGGAGCAGCUUCCUUCUGGCUCCGGGUUGCCUUGGGAGCCACUAUGACUGCCCUGGUAGGAUUCACACUUUACAAAGUGCUGGUGAAGAGCAAAUAAGGAAGAGGUGGACUUGGGCCCUCCACCUGUGCCUAACUCAAGCACCAGCUUCCUUGCCUGAGAACAAACAUGCGCAGGGGAAAGUGAUCAAACUGGCCCAACCCAGGACCCCAGGGAGAAAAUCCUUCAUUUCCCCAACUAAUUACAGUAUCAGCAACAAAGAGCUACAAGCAGGACCAUCUGGACCACAUACCAUCAACCAGCACAGCCAAGAGCCCUUCUCUCCACAUCCACGUGUUCCUAGGAGCCAGUGCUCUGCUGUUCUGUGUGACCCCCAACACACUGUGCUGGUAAAGUGGCACGGUCUUCCUUUGCCGUAUCUGGGCUUCACCUGAGCCUGGAGUCCAGCCAUUUUGAGGCUGAGAGGCCACCAAUGUCUCUUUUUAAUGUCGUUUUUAAGACUGACUCGGACUUGAGAUGGCCACAGGGUGCCCUGAGGAAGCUGAACAUUUUUCAGGCAAGAUGGCUUCAGUGAACACUCCCAUCCUGUCUCCAUAUUCACCAAAGGAGCUGAUGUUUUAUAUUGUGGCAUAAUACACAAGGACUUUGUCUACUGGAAUUCUGACUGUCCUGUGGCUGGAGGCACCUUGGCUUCUCAAUCCUUUGGAAUGAAGCUGUUGAACAGGCUUGCAAGUUACCCUUGUCCUCAGGCCUCUACCAGGAAGCAAAGGGCUAAGUGGGUUUAGGAAUUUCCUGCCAUUAGAGAUUGACUUACAGAAGGUGCCAUGCAGAGGGUGAUCUGUAGCUGUUGCAAUUCUCUGUCCUCUGGUAUUUAUUUCCUUACCCUUCCCAUGAAUGUGGGGAGACUUCCUGCAUCCUUGCCCACGUUAGAUGCAGCGUGACCCUGCAGACUGCUGGUACUCAGCAAAGCUGCUCUUCUCAAAGCGUGCCGAGACCUGGGAAUGCUUGUGCCUCCUCCAGCAAUGCUGGCAGGUUUGAGCUAAUGCAGUAACAAAAUAGGCUUUGCACCAUUUCUGCAACCCCUUGCAAGCAAGGAGUAUAAAGCCUUUGGGAGCCUCAGUAGCCCAGCGUCUUGUGUGGCUUUGCAUAGCAGCUGCCACUUGGUCUGCUUCGUGUCGAGCUGCUCUUGUACUGGCUGACAUGCUUGGGUUGCAAACGCUGCGGGGAAGCCAGGGCCAGAUUGGAGCUUCCCCAUGGGUUUGUAUUGACUUCUGUGUUCAGUGUUACAGAUUCAGGGCUUUUCAUUUUCAUUCAGGGUGCAUUGGGGUUGCAUUCUGGGUGCAGCCCCUGCCUGCCAGUGCUCCAGAAAGGCUCUGCAAGGUGCCAGCCUCCCUCCUGGGCCCUGCCACUGAUCCUGUGGCAAAUAGGGAUUCCCAGUUGCCGGUUCAGGUCAGCUUGGCAGAGCUACCUGCCGGUAUCAUGUUUUCUAUUGAACCUUUUUGUAACUAGUCCUGCCCUGCAGGGUACUCAGGAUUCCCAUCAGUUGGCUCUUCCAUCAGCCAGGUCCCUGCCUCUUUCCAUAAGACCAUUUGUUCCCUCUUGUACUUACCAUCCCUGGGUCACCAGUGUUAACAGAUUAACAGACAGCAGUGGAAGUAUGAUAACCUCGAAGGUGAUGGUGUGGUUGGCAAUUCACUGUCUGAUUUUGCUGGAAAUUACUGUGCCUGGAGCACCGGCAGAACUGUGGAGCAUCCACUGGGAGAUGCUGUGUGAUGUUAUCGUGUGUUGACCACCAUUUCCUGUGGGAUUUGUGCUCCUGGUACGGAUCUUUGUGAGCUGAAUGUUUUUAGGUAAAUAGCCAGCAUCUGUGCUCCAUCCUCAGCAGCCUUUGGCUGAUCAGCAGCAAUAUUUUGUAUACAAAGUUUUUUACGUGAAGUUUCCUGGCUAAACUGGAAGAUCUUUCCCCUCCCCAGCUUUCUCUGGCACAUGAGUCCAAAAUAGCUGGCAGAAGCAGAGACUGUCCGCCCUUUGUCUCACCUGCUAUGUCUUCAACACCACCUGUGAUCUCAUCCACCCAGCAUGCGUGUCUGGGUUUCUCAAGGACAAGGACACUGUCUUAUCACCAGCCAACCCAGGCUUUCCUUCAUCUUCCAUGAGGUUUCCACUCCUUGGAAGCCCAUAAAAGCUACUGGUUAAAUAAGUGACACUAGUUCUUCAGCAUUUCAAGCACUCAGGGUAGGCUUGUUUACAGUAUGAUUGUGGGUGCCCUGCUGCAAUAGCCACCUGUGUUCUUGUAUAUGCAUCUUAUUGUUUAAAAUACCCGAGAGCUGGAAUGCAUGGGUUUAUCUUGCAUUUAGAUCCUUUUAUAUAGAGGGUCCCUUAUGACUGGGCUUCAGGGUCUUCUCUUCCUGACUGGCUGAGGUGAGAAUUGAUCUGGAGGAAGCAGCUCUGGUCUCAUCCUGAGCCUGUUCCAGUAGCCACCUGAGGAGGGAGCUGACUCUGAGCUUACAUUGCCACCUGUCCUUUCUGAGCCUGAGUGGUAAAGAAUAUGCAUGUGCUCCUCAAAGGUGCUCCCAAGCUGUCAGCUUGUGUCAAAUGCAUGUAUAGACUGCAGCUGGGAUAAUUUUAACCUCUGGAACUGCCUCAAGUUUUUGGAGGCCUUGGUUGUAGGCUUAGAAGUUGCCAAGCAGUGGAAGAGGAGCUCUCAAUCAGCUGUUUGAGGACAGAUCGCAGAAAACUAGGACUGGGAAGGACCUCAGGAAGUUGAUUAACCCAGACCCCUGCUCAAGGCAAGAUCAUCCCUGUCUACAUCAUCCUGGCAGACACAUAGUUGUUUAAGCUCCUUGAAAAAACUUACAGGAUCUCAGAACAGAUGCAUGUCCAGGCCUGUUUGCCCAGCUCAGCAAGUUGCCCCAUUUCCACACCUCUGUUUUGUGUAUCAGAACUCAGAGCUGAGCGGUGGUGCCCUCCUGCUGGCCAUGUGAUGGGGUGCUCAUUAAAGCAAGGCAGAAAUGUCACCUAGGAGAGAGAGCAUUUUUGUUGUAAUAUAGACUCUGGACUGAGACAGGAAGGUUUUCCCAGAGAUCCCUCCUGUCCGGCCCCAGGACAGAUGCAGCUGGUGGUAUUUUAUCAUUCAGGUAGCAGCGCCCAGCUGCCCCUGUCCUCAGGGCAGAUCAGAGCUGUGCUCUGCUCUGGGUUUCCUGGGCAGACUAAACUUGUUACUGUCUGUCAUG
Molecule: messenger RNA, 4908 nt
Organism: Alligator sinensis (Chinese alligator)
Lineage: Eukaryota; Metazoa; Chordata; Crocodylia; Alligatoridae
Gene: RHOT2
Product: ras homolog family member T2
Exons: 16
Coding region: 53-1774 (573 amino acids)
Biological process (GO): regulation of mitochondrion organization; mitochondrion organization; small GTPase-mediated signal transduction
Cellular component (GO): mitochondrial outer membrane
Molecular function (GO): GTP binding; GTPase activity; calcium ion binding
Source: RefSeq, a predicted model, not a curated record